CUGCUCCUUGCCGGAAAUCGGCUGCUCCCGGUGUACCAGAAAAAGGUGUCUCAGCCGCUGGACAAGGCUGCUUCCGGCCAGGUUCUGUUCGGCCUGCUUCAGUCACGGAGGAGCUCGAUCCUGACUCGCCGGCAACUGGUGGCUCUCCGGCGCUGUGAAUGGCUCGCCUCGUCGCUGGUGGCGUUCGAAUCGCCGGCGUGCGCUGGCCUUCUCGCCGUCGGGCUGAUGCUACUCGUAUUCGCCUGGAAUCUGGAGCCUUUGAUCGCCGGCGGAGCUUGGCACGUUGAGGGGACUUGGAAUAUUCUGGGACUUUGA
Messenger RNA from Striga asiatica, 315 nucleotides. NCBI's taxonomy places the organism in Eukaryota, Viridiplantae, Streptophyta, Magnoliopsida, Lamiales, Orobanchaceae. The record is from the annotation of a GenBank genome assembly.